UAUUUACUUAAGUGAGAGGAAAACAUCAAAAGUGUGUUAAAAAACAAGUGCUUGAAAAAAAAAUUAUAUCAUUGUACUAAAUAUGUACAAGAAAUUUGAAACGAAUUUUUUAUAACGAGUAUUUGAAAUACCAAAAUCGUGUAAUAUUAUUUCGCAUUAAGAAGUUUAAGAAACUUAUUUGCGUAAAUAAGUGCAUAAAUUUACUAAAAAAUGAUUUCUCAAAAUAUAUCGAAAUCAGAAUCUAACUUCAAUGGGUUUCCGGAAACGAAAGGGACAAAUGAACAAAACGCGCAUAAACAAAUUGAUGACUAUGAUCCGCAUCUACAUCGAAAAGUAAAAAAACCCACUACAAAUAUGCAGACUUUUGCACACUUCCUGAAGGCCUCCAUAGGUUCGGGUGUUUUGGCUAUGCCAAGUGCAUUCGCAAAUGCUGGUUAUAUCAAUGGACCCAUAUUUACACUGAUCAUCGGUGGGAUAGCGCUUCACUGUUUGCACAUUUUGAUAAAUUCAAUGUAUGAGCUGUGUAAGCGUAAGCGUGUACCUUAUUUGACAUUUUCUGAGGCAAUGAGAAUUGGUUUUCAGGAUGGUCCACCAGCUUUUAGAUUUGUCGUACCAAUAACAACCCCAUUUGUUGAUGGAUUUUUAGCUUUUUAUCACUUUGGCAUUUGUUGUGUGUAUGUGGUGUUCAUAGCAGAGAACAUCAAGCAGGUUGUGGAUGAAAACCUAAUUGUUUUGGAUGUACGAUUGCAUAUGUGUUUCGUUUUAAUUCCACUCUUUCUUAUAUACAGCAUAAGAAAUCUUAAGAUGUUGGCACCUUUUUCAUUAGUUGCCAAUAUAAUGCUCCUGGGAGGCUUCUGUAUUGUGCUGUACUAUAUCUUUGAAAGUUUGCCACCGAUUUCCACACGCAAGCCCUUUCAGGAAAUUUCUAGGUUACCAAUAUAUUUUGGUACGGUAUUAUUUGCCAUUGAAGCUGUCGGAGUGAUUCUUGCCUUGGAGGAAAAUAUGGAAAAACCGAAGAAUUUUGUGAAGCCCUUCGGAAUAUUGAACAUCGGCAUAACAAUCGUUCUUGUUUUAUAUGCUCUGUUAGGCUUCUUUGGUUACUGGAAGUACGGCGAAGAGGCUUUAGGUAGUGUGACCUUGAACAUACCUCAACAGGAAGUAUUAGCUCAGGUCACAAAAAUUACUUUCGCCAUUACCACUUGGGUUACUUAUGCGGUGCAGGGCUAUGUUACAGCUGAUAUUAUUUGGAACAAAUAUCUUUCGAAGCGCACAAAGAAUGCCUCUAGAGAUGUGCUAUAUGAACUGCUGAUAAGAGCCAGCAUUGUGUUGCUAACAUUUUUCUGUGCUGUGGCCAUACCUGAUUUAUCGCUCUUCUUGUCGUUAGUUGGAUCACUUUGCUUAUCAAUACUCGGUUUGAUUUUCCCUGCAUUACUACAAAUAUGUGUUCAAUACGGCUCUGGUUACGGGAAAUGGAAAAUUAAAUUAAUAAAGAACAUAAUUCUGGUGGCAUUCGGAAUAUUCGGUGGCAUUGUUGGCACAUCCGUCAGCAUCGUCCAGAUUAUUGAUAACUACAAAUGAAUAAUUGUAUAUAUGUAUAUACGCAAUGACUGUAGAACAAUAAGAAAUAUCAGCUGCUUUCGACUCACUACUUCUGUGCUCGGUUGAGGUCGGCUAACGAAACAACAAACAACAACAAUGCGAGCAGAAGUGUCUUUAAGCGAGUUUUGUACUUCCAAAUGUGCACUGAGUUUCUUAGCAUCUCUUUCAUUUGCCUACCGCCAACAAAAUAGUUCAGUGCUGCCAAGUAUAUGUGCAUAAAGCGAGUAGUUUUAUUCGUAACUCGCUAAAUGGUUGGCAAAUCGAAAGCUUCUAUAGAUUAAUUCGUUUAUGUAUAAGUAGAGUUUUAAAUAAAAUAAAUUAAGUACAGUUUAUCUCAUUAA
Anastrepha obliqua is the source of this 1940-nucleotide messenger RNA. Its product is annotated as proton-coupled amino acid transporter-like protein CG1139. Bases 211 to 1578 code for a protein of 455 amino acids. The record is from RefSeq and is a predicted model, not a curated record. Gene Ontology annotation, cellular component: vacuolar membrane. NCBI's taxonomy places the organism in Eukaryota, Metazoa, Arthropoda, Insecta, Diptera, Tephritidae. Gene Ontology annotation, molecular function: amino acid transmembrane transporter activity. Gene Ontology annotation, biological process: amino acid transmembrane transport. The transcript is spliced from 9 exons.